This is a messenger RNA of Suillus discolor, 2493 nucleotides long. RefSeq names its product kinase-like protein. Lineage: Eukaryota; Fungi; Basidiomycota; Agaricomycetes; Boletales; Suillaceae. Gene Ontology annotation, molecular function: ATP binding; protein kinase activity. Bases 189 to 2213 code for a protein of 674 amino acids. The transcript is spliced from 7 exons. Gene Ontology annotation, biological process: spliceosomal complex assembly; regulation of mRNA processing; protein phosphorylation. The record is from RefSeq and is a predicted model, not a curated record.
AUUUGAUCACUGUUCCAGCUCACAGUCAUCGUCGUCGUCGUUCUCGUCGUCGUCGCCGUCGUUGUUCAAGUGUUCUCAUUGUUAGUGAUCUUUAGUGUGCUAUAGCGAAAGUUAUACCCAAAUAGAAUCAGUUAAACAUUGCAGAACUUGCCUUAUCGUUUUCCUUUACAGCAUACCCGAAUUUCACUAUGUCUCACGCAUCCUAUUCUUCUCACUCCCAAUCCAUCAUGACCGAAGACGAAGAAGAUUGGGAGGACUACGUCAAGGGAGGCUACCAUCCUGUUCACAUCGGUGACUCUUUUUCAGACAGCAGGUAUGUCGUCGUCAGGAAACUCGGUUGGGGUCAUUUCUCCACAGUAUGGCUCGCCAAAGACACAAAAAUGAAUCGUCAUGUCGCGCUCAAAAUCGUAAAGUCCGCCCCCAGGUACACAGAGACCGCUCUCGAUGAGAUCAAACUACUCCAACGUUUGAUCACAUCUAACACCCUUCCCGUCGCUCCAACCCCUGAUAAUCCAAAUCCUCCCCCAUCCCAUGCCCACACACAUCCCGGGAGAUCACAUGUCAUGUCAUUUUUGGAUCACUUCCGACAUAAAGGCCCUAAUGGCACUCACGUGUGCAUGGUUUCUGAAGUCUUGGGUGAAAAUCUCCUCGGACUCAUCAAACGACAUCAGAACAAGGGCGUGCCCAUGCACCUCGUCAAACAAAUCGCGAAACAAAUCCUUCUAGGUUUGGAUUACAUGCAUCGUUGUUGUGGCAUAAUUCACACAGACUUGAAGCCUGAAAACGUUCUUAUAAGUAUCGAUGACGUCGAAUCUAUCAUUCAGACCGAGGUUGCCGCGUCAGCAAAUGCCACAUCACCACCCACCCGACUCGUCGGCGUACCCCCUUCCAAAGGUCGUGGUGGCAACCAGACACCUCGCUCCGAAUCCGUUUUCAUAACCGGAUCUCAGCCCCUACCGUCCCCAUCCUCCUCGUUCGGCAGCAGCCCCAUGUUCGAUAAGCUUGCGUUCGGUAUGAGCAAGAUCGAUGGUGAGGCCACCUCCAAGCCCGGAUCUUACGGAUCUAGUUCAAUGGCGAAGGAUGGAUCAGCUGGAUCAGCUGCAACAUCAGGAUUGGGCCCCAUGGACGCCUCUUCCAAGCGCGCAGACUCGACAGAGGUGGCCGCAGAGCGUAUCUCAAAUGUCUCGCUCCAUCCAUCCGGAUUCAAUAAGACGCCGACACCUCACCCUGCCAAUCCUCCAGGGCCUUCACUACUGACACAAAUGGCCCCCUCCCAGCCCCCAGUUACAACAUCCUCUCAGCCACACGCUGUAUCGACUUCCAAAGCAUCUGCGGAACCCAGUGCUGUCGAUCCAAAGCUUUCCACCUCUGUCAUGUCUAUGGAUUCGGUACUGGCAGAGACAUCUACAACCUCUAGCCUGCUCGAGAGCACUACGAAGAUCACAGUCAAAAUUGCGGAUCUUGGUAACGCUACCUGGGUCGAGCACCAUUUUACAGAUGAUAUUCAGACGCGACAGUACCGUUGUCCGGAGGUCAUUCUUGGAGCUAAGUGGGGCACUAGUGCAGAUGUGUGGAGUGUUGCCUGUUUGGUAUUCGAACUUAUUACCGGAGGAGACUAUCUCUUCGAUCCUGCGCCAGGCCCACGGUACAGCAAAGAUGAUGACCACAUCGCCCAGAUCAUAGAGCUGCUGAGAGAAAUUCCAAAGUCAGUCGCGUUUUCAGGGAAGUAUAGUUCAGAGUUCUUCAACCGGAAAGGUGAACUCCGACAUAUCAACAAGCUUCGGUUUUGGCCUCUUGAAGCGGUAUUGCAUGACAAGUACCUCUUCCCGAAGGACGAAGCUGAUGCUAUUUCUGCCUUCCUCACUCCGAUGCUUCAAUUGCACCCCGAGCGCCGUGCAAAAGCUUUCGAGCUUGUGCAUCAUACAUGGCUGGACGGUAUAACGGUGCAGGGCGAGAUCGAUAUCGUCCGGCGGGCCGAAGAAGAAGAGGCUGCAAGACGCAAGUCUACAGAACAAAUUUCACUUGAUGCCGAUGAGGUAGAUGCCAUGAAACCGGUCGGGGAGGCGGGUACCGGAAGCGAUGAUGGCACACUGCAGCGGGAAUCGGUACAACCGCAUCAAGCGCCCAUACUAUCUGCACCUCCUGUCCCGUCAUCUUCCACCGCCAAGGAGAAUGCGAAUGCCCCCUCAUCAAAGUCAUCGCAUGUCCGGUAACCAUUUCCUGUUUUGUCCUGCACAUAGACGUGUGCACUAUUAUACCGUAGCACUUUUGUUUUUCUCAUCUCUUACCAUCAUAUUGUGUUGCUAUCUCACAGUCUUGUCUGUACCCAUAGACCGCGACGCGAUGAACACUAGUACUUACCUGCCCUGCUGUUUGGGUGCCCUUGUUUGCGUAGAGUUUCUAUACCAAGAAAUGUAGUAAAUAGAAUAUGGAGCCGUAGUUCACAAAGUGGAUGAAGGUAGACCUGUAUGCUAAUAAAGUAGUUUGAUUGUU